Messenger RNA from Closterium sp. Naga37s-1, 912 nucleotides. NCBI's taxonomy places the organism in Eukaryota, Viridiplantae, Streptophyta, Zygnematophyceae, Desmidiales, Closteriaceae. The record is from the annotation of a GenBank genome assembly.
AUGAGGGAUGAGGAGAGGAGCCGCCCCCUGGAACCGCACCCCCUCCCCCCCUUCCUUCCUCCAGCCCCUGCCCCACCCACAGUAGUCUCUGCACUGUCCUUCACACGGCAGCCAGCCCCCCCACCCCCCCGUCCCCGCCACCUCCCCCCCACAACAGCAGCCGCGGGAGGGGAGAGGCAGGGCAGGGGGUGGUGCUGCAGUGACUCAAGGCGGCCACCAUUUCCACGCCACCCCCGUCCUGCCGUCACCCCCUUCCCCCCUUCCUCCCCCACACAGCGACUGCCGCUGCAAACGCGCAGGGGCGGGACGGGUGGGGAAGCGCAGGGAGGUCACAGCGCUGGUGGCGGAACUGGCGCUGGUGACUGGCGUCGAUGCUGGUGCUGGCGGCUGGCGCUGGAGCUGGUGCCUGGUGCUGGCGUGACGGCGCUGGUGCCUGGUGCUGGCGUGACGGCGCUGAUGCCUAGUGCUGGCGACUGGCGCUGGGGCUGGUUCCUGGUGCUGGCGGCUGGCGCUGGGGCUGGUUCCUGGUGCUGGCGGCUGGCGCUGGGGCUGGUUCCUGGUGCUGGCGGCUGGCGCUGGGGCUGGUUCCUGGUGCUGGCGGCUGGCGCUGCGCUGGGGCUGGUUCCUGGUGCUGGCGGCUGGCACUGGGGCUGGUUCCUGGUGCUGGCGGCUGGCGCUGGGGCUGGUGCCUGGUGCUGGCGGCUGGCGCUGGUGCUGGUUCCUGGUGCUGGCGGCAGGCGCUGGUGCUGGUUCCUGGUGCUGGCAGCUGGCGCUGGUGCUGGUUCCUGGUGCUGGCGGCUGGCGGCUGGGGCUGGUGCCUGGUGCCUGGUGCUGGCGGCUGGCACUAGUGCUGGUGCUGGUGCCUGGUGCUGGCGGCUGGUGCCUGGUGCUGGCGGCUGGCGCUGGCGCUAG